UAAUGUCAAUUACAAGGGAGGGUAUCUGGGCUGCGUUGCCUAACACUGCGAGAGGACAGACGACACACCUGUCGUACGACGCGAAGAACGAUAGGAUUGCGUAUGCCGCUGGUAAAUCCAUCUUUAUCAGACCAGUGGAGGAGCCGGAGAAGGCGAGACAGUUCACUGGCCACUUGAGCUUGGCGACGGUGGCUACGUUCGCACCGAGCGGGUUCUACAUAGCCUCUGGUGAUGAAAGUGGUAACGUGAAGAUCUGGGACACCAUGGGCGACGAUUUGAUCGUCAAGGGCGAGUACCAGGUGAUCAACGGACGCAUCAACGACAUUGCCUGGGAUGCAGACUCGCAGAGGGUCAUUGCCGUUGGUGACGGUAAGGAGCGCUACGGCCAUGCCUUCACCUGGGAUUCUGGUAACACUGUUGGUGAAAUCUCGGGCCACAGUGCACAGAUCAACGCUGUUGCGAUUAGACCAGUAAGACCUUAUAGAGCGGCAACGGUUGCUGACGAUUCGGCAUUGGUGUUUUACCAUGGACCUCCAUUCAGAUUUGACUCGAGUGUUAGAGGAAACCAUACAAAUUUCGUCAGAGACGUCAAGUACUCUCCAGAUGGUGUCCAUUUGGUCAGUGUUGGCUCAGACAGAAACAUUGUCGUCUAUGAUGGUAAGACUGGUGAAUUCUUGAAGAAAAUCGGACAGGGUGAGCACCAGGGUGGUAUUUACGCUGUUAGUUGGGUUGACAACGAGAAGUUUGUCACUUCUUCCGGUGAUGCCACUGUUAAGUUGUGGAAUGUGACUUCUGGCGAACUGUUGAAGACAUGGACUUUUGAAAAGACAUUGGAGAACCACCAGGUUGGUGUUGUUGCAACAAAGAAGUAUAUAAUCUCGUUGUCAUUCUCAGGUAACUUGAAUUAUCUUACUGAAGAUUCAGAGGAGGCGGUGAAGAUCAUUAGAGGUCAUCAAAAGUCAAUCACUGCAUCUCUGGUUUCAGAGCAGGAAUUGUACACGGGCUCGUACGACGGAAGAAUCAGUAAAUGGGAUUUGAAAACAGGUGCUGCCACUUAUGAAAAAGCACAUGAGAACCUUGUCAUUGGCUUUACCUUCUCACAAGGAAGUAUCUACACCACUGGUUGGGAUGAUAAGCUACAAACUUUGGACAGUUCACUCGUUGCUGAGAUUCCAUCCCAACCUAAAGGUGUGUCUUCAAACGAUGAAAUCACCACGGUGUUAACAGAAGAAGCUAUCAUUGCCUAUAAAAAGGACGUUGUGGAAUUCACCACCAAGCUGAACUCCACCGCAACGGCGAUUGGAACAUCGGCUGACUACGUUGCUGUUGGAUUCCAAAACAAUGCUCUCAGUGUAUAUUCGGCCAAGGAUGGAUCGAAAUUGUUUGAUCUUCCUUCAGGUCGUUCUGCCCCAUCUUGUAUUGCCUUUUCGCCAAACGGUAUUUAUCUCGCUGUUGGUGAUGUUAGUGGUAAGAUUGUGCUGUAUAACAUUGAAACAAAAGAGACCGUCACAUCAAGAUGGGCAUUCCACACGGGUCGUAUCAACAGUAUCGAAUGGAAUGAGGAUAACAACCAUGUUGUUUCAGGCUCUUUAGACACAAACAUUAUCAUUUAUCAAGUGGAGAAGCCAAUGAAGAACAUCAAGUUCCUUAAUGCACACAAGGAUGGUGUCAACACAGUUCAGUGGAUCUCAUCUACAGAGAUUGUCAGUGGUGGUAACGACGCUACUGUGAAGAAAUGGAGCAUCAAAUAUUAAAAGCUCAUCGUUAUAUGUUUAGAUUUAUACGGUUUUAUUAUAAGAAGCACGUUAACGUUUACGCUCCCUCUUGAACUUGUAUGCUGUUCUACCGAGUGCAUCCACCACUUUCUUUUUGUUUCCCUUCUUCAUACCUUCUCUUUGCAUAUCCAUUCUCUCCUCAACCUCUUUAAGCUUCUUCUGUCUUUCCAAGUGUGACUGUAAUUGAGCAAAUUUCUUUAUUCUCUUUUUAUCAAGUGAUUCCUUUGGCAUCAAGUCUUCGUUCAACUCAGGUAUUAGUUC
Molecule: messenger RNA, 2036 nt
Organism: Williopsis jadinii
Lineage: Eukaryota; Fungi; Ascomycota; Saccharomycetes; Phaffomycetales; Wickerhamomycetaceae
Gene: AIP1
Product: Aip1p
Exons: 2
Biological process (GO): actin filament depolymerization; positive regulation of actin filament depolymerization
Cellular component (GO): cortical actin cytoskeleton
Molecular function (GO): actin filament binding
Source: RefSeq, a predicted model, not a curated record